Molecule: messenger RNA, 822 nt
Organism: Loa loa (African eye worm)
Lineage: Eukaryota; Metazoa; Nematoda; Chromadorea; Rhabditida; Onchocercidae
Exons: 5
Coding region: 1-822 (273 amino acids)
Cellular component (GO): cytoplasm
Molecular function (GO): channel activity
Source: RefSeq, a predicted model, not a curated record
AUGAGAGUAUGGAUUGCAUCAUUACUCUUUUACUUAUCAAUUUUUGCUAUUUGCGAAUUACUUCGUCAUAUCAUCAAUCGUUGGCUUAUACGAUAUUUACCACGUUUUAUUACUGGUUUACUUCUUGAAUUCAUUGGUACAUUACAAGUUUGUACGCCAAUGUUUGAUGUCAAUUUGAUUUUACAAACUUAUGGUUUAUUUGGAAUUUUUAUUGAAAUAACAGCAAUUGAAAUUGCCAAUGCAUUUUUUUUACGAGAUGCUAUCGCACAUCCAUGUCCAUUGGUGACAACAGCUUCACGUAAACGUUUAGCAUUACGCAUGGCAUUUAUGGUUUUUGCUGUACAACUUAUUGCCGCAUAUUUGUCAUAUUUUUUUGCUCGAAUAUUCUGGAAACUUGGCUUACAUCCAUUACAUGAUAAAUUAUUAAUUGCAGAUCAUUGUGAAGCUGAUCUUACAGCAACAUUAACAAUUGGUUCACUUAUCGAAGGUUUAGCUACAUUUAGUAGUAAAGCGGUUGAAUUCUUUGCUAACGAAUGGUAUACUGAUUCAAAAACGCAAAUGCUUAUCAAUUGUAUGUUUGCCGGUUUCCUUACUACAAUUGGUAUUAAUUAUACAGGUAUGUAUGCUAAUCCAAUUGUUGCUUGGGCAUGUACAUUUAAUUGCACAGGUGUGACACAUCUUGGUCAUCUUAUUGUCUAUUGGUUAUCACCAUUGAUAGGAUGGUUUUUGGGUGAUGCAGUAUUUGGUGAGCAAGAAUGUGCAAUCGAAUGUUUCACUGAAGAAAAUAAAGAGAGUGAUUUAAUUAAAUUAAAAAAUUCUUAA